AAGCAGGCAACAGGUAGUGGGGAGCACAGGGGGUGGAGGACAACAAACCCACGCGGAGAGGAGCGGGGCGCCGGGGAAGAAAUUCUACAACACUCACUUGUCAAGUUGUGUGGCGCCCCUCCGCUCACAUAACACCACAUAACUCUCCUAGAUUUGUUGGAUUCACUGCAAUCUUGAAAUCAACCUCGAAACCCUUGAGAACUUCAGUUGUAUUGAAGUUUGGCUGACAACUUGAAUCAUGGGGAAGAAGAAUCGACAUCGUUUUCAUAAAAAAAAGCAAGGAGGUGGCGGAUUCAUUGAUGAGGAUGAGAUAAUGUCACUCAACAUUAAUGGUGAGGACAAACACUGUAAUGCCAAGAGCAAUGCCAAACUGAGGAAAAGAAUGAAAAAACUACAAAAGAAACGAGAGAAACGGGAGGAAAAAAAUCAUCACAGAGACAAGCAAAGUGGGAAGUCUGUCGGAUGGCACAAGAUUGAAGUCAAUGGAAGUGAAGCAUUGGAAAAAAAUUUUCUCUAUACCAGUAUUGGGAGCUCUCUUGAUUUGCAGUUUCAGCCUCUUGGGUUUCAUAAAAUAGAUAAUAAGUGUUACUUCUUUCUUGAAAAUAAUGAGCCAGCAGCAAGUGCCAUUCGUUCUUUAAACAAGAGAAUACAAGAUUCUAAUGGAAACCUCCUGAAAAUCAGUUCAUCAAAAGUGCCUUGUCCUGGUUUUCUUCUCAAUUCUGAUCAGCUUCAGGUCCUGCGAGAAACCAUGGCCCGCCGGUUCAAUGCAACCUCCUGUCUGUUAGAUCUCACUGACCUACAUCAUGAUUCUGCAUUAGUUGAAAGAGAUAUUCUUGCACCUUUAGCUGCCACGGAUAUCAUGAAACAAGUUGUGAAAGUAAUUAAGGAGAAUGUUCCUCAUUUGAAGGCCUUAAAUCUUAGUAAAAACAGUCUUCGUGGCAGUAUCUUCAGCUUGCUUCAGGGAAUCCACUCAGGACCUUCUAACUUGUUUGCUCUUAACUUGGAGAACAAUGGCAUUACUAACAUGGGAGAUCUAGCUCAUUUUAAAAUGUUUCCUAUUACUGAGCUUAGUUUGCAGUUCAAUCCUGUUGUUGAGAUGUAUAAAAAUAAGCCCCUUAAGUAUAUAGAGCUGGCUAAGAGAAAUUUCCCACGUCUGAAGCUUCUUGACACUGUUGAUGCAGAAGCAUAUUUAGCAGAAAAUAGUAAACAUCCCACUGUGUUAAGUUCCAUUCAAUCUGGUGCUACAUUGAGCACAGCUGGAACCAGCUCCAGUGCAGUGUCUGAACCAUUAGUAAGAUCGUUCCUUGAACAGUAUUAUGCUCUCAUAGAUGCACCUGACCGCAAUAAUUUGUUGGCAGCAUACACCCCGGAUGCUGUACUGGAUAUCAAAUCUAAUUUGGCAGCCAUUGUGAGCAGUACCUUUGUGGGUCAAGAGAAGAUAAAGGAGGCACUUGUCACUUUCCCAAGAACUCAACAUCAGCACAGCACUUUCUCUUUCAAUAUUCAGUUUCCCAGUCCUAGCACUGCUGAGGCAGUUGUCAUGGGUCAGUGUCAGAUAACAGGUUUGGAUGCUGUGGUCACAUUUGCCCGAACAUUGAAAAUAGUUCCUUUUAAUGCUGGUCUUUGUUGUUCUCGAGACGUAUUGGAAUUGAGAUGAAAGUAGCAUCCUACAGAUGAGUGGACGCAAAGUUUUUUAUUUGAUUUUUAAUUUAUAAUUAUUUUUGUACUGUAAUUUCUAAGAACAUACCUUGAAGAGAAGCUGUACGUAUUGUUUAAGGAGGGAAAUUUUCCAAGAUCUUCUUAAGUUGAAUGUUUCUGAAUGUGUACAAGUCAUGUUAGAGGCUAGGUAGGCAAACAAAAGUGAUUGUCUACAGGUUAUUGAGUAAUGUAUUGCCAAUAUUUAACUUUCACAUGCAAGAUGGCAUACUUCCGAUAAAAUGUUAAUUUAAUCACCUUUAAUACAUCUUUUACCAUAUUGUAAAUUUCUUUUCCAUGAAUUUUUUUUAGAUUGUUGUAAUAAUGUCAGUCUUUUAAGGUUUCUCACAAUCAUAUAGGUUUGUUUCUGCUUAUCAGUGCUAUCAAUGUAUUCAACAUGUCAUUCAUUACUGGUAUUGAUAAUGACAAUGUAUGUGCCGAAUACUUGUGGGAAAUUAAGGCACUUUCUAUUGUUAAAGGAAUAUCAGAGUUUUAGUGGUCACUUGUACUUAAAAAUCUCUUCAUACACCAUGAAAGGUUAGCACUCUCUUCUUGAAAUGACAAAUGAUUGAGGUCCAUCAUGCUUAAAUGUGCAGCAGAAUCCAGCUCAGAUUCUCUCUCUCUCUCUCUCUCUCUCUCUCUCUCUCUCUCUCUCUCUCUCUCUCUCUCUCUCUCUCUCUCAGUAUUUCAGUACAGAGUGCUUACAUUGCAGUGUGAAAUUUUGUUUUAAAAAUGUAGGUUUUCAUGGUGCAUUACCACUUUGUUCCAGUAAUUCCUAUCAUUGGUAAGAAGAGCACAUGCCAAACCAUUCUGACUAGCUAUCUGCAUGUAAUGAUAUAUAUGUGUGACAAGUAGGUGAAUAGGUUUUGAAGAAUUAAUUUACCUAAAUAAUGCAUUUCCUAUUGUGACAUAUUCAUUCAUACAAGAUUGACAUAUACCCUGUUAAUCAUUCCAGGGUAGCAGUGUUGCCUGAUCCUAGCAAAUGUAAGGGAGAUGUAUGUAACAUAGAUUCUAUAGUCUCAUUAUUCAUCAUCCUUAGUAUUAUUAGGUCUUGUUCAGAAUGCUAGAUGCAGCUAGUUUGAAUGGAUCAGUUGAGUAUGACAAAACAGUCAAUCAUUAAAAAAAUGCAGUAGAACAGAAGUUUGUGUUUUUCAAUAAUAUAAAUUAAUUAUUGAUGUCUGCAUUUUUAUACAUGGUUAUUUGAAUAGAUGUAACUAUGUAUGUAUUACUGGAUAUUUAUCAAGGUGUAGAUAGUGCCUAUUAAAUCAUAUUGUGAAAAUGCAUUGUUGACAUGGAUGUGUUAGUAUUACUGUUGUACAUUUACAAACAAAUAUAUCUUGCCUGAAGGUUUAACUUCUGUGAAGUCAUAAUAACAGGUACAUCAUUCCAACACAGACAGACUUUCAGGGGCCUAGGGAGACUAUGGCAUAUUCAGCCCUAAACAAAUGUAUGUAAUGAAAAUGAGUUUAAUUAAAAUUGUGUUCAUCUUAAGUCUUUAUGGUUAUGGAAUAAAGAUUCACUCCUGUCUAUAUCUAAGACCACACUGUACUGUUUGUACAUAAAAAGAAAUCUUGAACCAAA
Portunus trituberculatus (swimming crab) is the source of this 3276-nucleotide messenger RNA. Its product is annotated as nuclear RNA export factor 1-like. Lineage: Eukaryota; Metazoa; Arthropoda; Malacostraca; Decapoda; Portunidae. Gene Ontology annotation, biological process: poly(A)+ mRNA export from nucleus. Gene Ontology annotation, cellular component: nucleus; cytoplasm. The coding region runs from base 239 to 1657 and encodes 472 amino acids. Gene Ontology annotation, molecular function: RNA binding; protein binding. The record is from RefSeq and is a predicted model, not a curated record. The transcript has 3 exons.